Raphanus sativus (radish) is the source of this 1991-nucleotide messenger RNA. RefSeq lists its product as uncharacterized. Gene Ontology annotation, molecular function: RNA nuclease activity. Lineage: Eukaryota; Viridiplantae; Streptophyta; Magnoliopsida; Brassicales; Brassicaceae. The record is from RefSeq and is a predicted model, not a curated record. Gene Ontology annotation, cellular component: peroxisome. The transcript is spliced from 3 exons. Bases 210 to 1595 code for a protein of 461 amino acids. Gene Ontology annotation, biological process: regulation of gene expression.
UGAGAAUGGAAAUAAUCCUUUUACGAGAGGAUAGGGUCAAGGUUGUGACUAUAUAAAGAGAACUUAUACAGCAGGAAGAAAUCAUCCGAUCAAUAAGAAAGACGAGAGCAAUAAGAGAUAAAAGAGAUCAAGAGAGAGAGAUCUUGUGAAAGGAGGAGGACUUGUUGUGUCUGUUGUGAUUAGUUAAAAAAAAAAGAAGGUUUGGCAGGAUGAGGAUGAAGGCGAGGGCUGAAUACGCUACAGCUAAGAUAGCGGUGUGGUGGGACAUGAAGGACUGUCCGAUUCCGGAGGGUUAUGAAGCUGGUCGGAUCCGACAGAGUAUAGAAGGGGAGUUGAAGGAAAAAGGCUACUCUGGUCCAGUCUCCAUCACUGCAUAUGGCGACCAAACACAAACCCCAGUUCACAUCCUGCAAGGGCUCUUUUCCACUGGAGUCUCUGUAGCACAUACCAGAUCCGAAAGCACAAACCACCUCAUGUAUAGGGAUAUUGUGGAGUGGCGAGAUGAGAAUCCUCCUCCUGCUACAAUGAUGAUCAUAUCAGAUCAGGUGGUAAAUCACUUGUCUUGGGAUCUGGUCCGGCUACAACAACGGACGCUAUAUAACCUUUUUCUGGCUUAUUCAAUUAUGCCCGAAGCAUUUAUUAUCCUCUCCAGAAGUGAAGAGUGGUGCUGGAAAGAAUUGCUAAAGAUUAAACGAAGCGCACCACCUCUUGUUGUUGUUCAGGGUGCCAAGUUUUAUUGCAAAUCGUGCAAUUUCGAUUUUCAAAGCCCUAAGAAAUUCACCAAGCAUCUCUCAAGUUAUGAGCACGCACGGGAAGAGGCUGUAACCACAGCGUACAAGAAGGUCUUACGUGUAACGGAGGAUUGGGGAAGAAACUACAAGGCGACGCCUGAAUUUGCGACAGCUAAAAUACAGGUGUGGUGGGACAUGUUUGACUGUCCGAUACCCCAAGGUUAUGAUGCUUGUCUGGUCCGUCCGAGUAUAGAAGCGGCAUUCAAGGAAUUAGGUUACAAUGGUCCUGUCUCUAUCACUGCCUAUGGCGACCAUAAACAUACUCCCUUACAAGCUCUCUCUUCAACUGGUGUCCAUGUUGCACAUACCGUUCGCGGUGUCGAAUACACACACAUGUAUGAAGAUGUGAAGGACUGGCAUGAUGAUAAUCCUCCUCAAACAGCUGCUAUAAUGAUGGUCAUAUCGGAUAGUGUGGAGAUCAUUUCAACUGGUCUUGUCGACCUACUACAAGAGAAUAAUUACAACCUUUUUCUGGCUUAUUCGUUUAGGCCUUACAAAAUGUCAUACCUCCUUACUUCUGCGGAGUGGCUCUGGGAAAGCUUACUUGCUGCAGGUCCUCUUAAGAAGCACAGUCUUCUUCACAAGUGCUCCAGCACCGCAAUGUUUUAUUGCAAUUUGUGCUGCUUUGAUACCAAAAGAAUUGAUAAUUUCAGGGCACAUAUCCUAAGUGAUGAAAAACAUGCACAAGAAGAGAAAAGAAUUCCUGCCCAUCGUAACUCUACUAGUCAGUACAACAGGCGAUGCCGAGUAGCUGAGUACGAUCGACAUCAUUUGCUGGAUCCUCGACAUUCUGAAAUUGAUUGAAGCAGCAACGAGAUUUUGAGCUCAAACUGAUCUUGACACUGAAGAAAACAACCAAAAAAAUUGAAACUUUAUAGAUGAACAGCAGCUCUCUCAAGAAAGCUAAUACGUACGGUUUUGCUUCACCCUUUUAUAGACACGUGCUUCUUUGUACACAUGGGUACGGGUCUUUUAUCUUGAUUUGGAUCCGGUUCAAUAUCUGGAUUGCCUAGACCCAACAAGUUUUGCUUAGAGUCCAUCAUCAAGUUUGCAUUUUUUCUCAUUCACCCUUCUGAUGAGACCAUUAAACUGUUCUCUAUGCAUUUUAAAUCUUCCACUUUUUCUGUAUGCAUUUUUUCUUUCUUUUUUAAGUUAUGUCUGAACGACUGAACCAUUGCAUAUACAUUUUAUGGCUUGAUA